AUGGCCGUGAGAGUUAUAAGAGGGUAUCGUACGAUAAGCGCGGAGGCCGCAUGUGUACUAGCCUGCUCUCUGCCCUGGGACCUGGACGCGAGGGUCCUUGCGUCUCUAUACCAGUGGCGCGGGGAGGUGCGAGACCGGGGUGACGUGCUAGCUCCGCAAGAAAUACAGAUGCGGCGAAUGGAGCUGCAGCAGGAGGCGGUUGACGAGUGGCGGCUGCGGCUGGAACGGCCGAGUGCUGGCGUCCGCACCAUAGAGGCGAUCCAACCUGUGCUCCGUGAAUGGAUUGAAAGGGAUUUCGGGGUUCUCACCUUUCGGCUCACUCAGGUGCUGUCGGGGCAUGGUUGCUUUGGCAAGUACCUGCAUAAACAGGCAAGAAGAGAGCCGACCCCGGUAUGCCACGAGUGCGGAGCACGCGAAGACUCGGCCCAGCACACACUGGCUGAGUGCCCGGUCUGGGGCGUCGAAAGAGAGGAGGUGAUUGCCCGUGUUGGGCAAGAUCUGUCGUUGCCAGCCAUAGUGCAGGCUAUGCUGUCUGGUGAAGAGGUGUGGCAGACGAUGCUGGAUUAUUCAGAGCACGUCAUGGCCAAAAAGGAGGCGGCCGAGCGCGAGCGCGAAAUCCAGGUUGAGGCUGACCCAAUGCGCCGCCGUAGAACCAGACGCAGGCGUGCUGCGCACGACAGACGCUUGCCACCUUAA
Molecule: messenger RNA, 696 nt
Organism: Cydia strobilella
Lineage: Eukaryota; Metazoa; Arthropoda; Insecta; Lepidoptera; Tortricidae
Exons: 1
Coding region: 1-696 (231 amino acids)
Source: RefSeq, a predicted model, not a curated record